Molecule: messenger RNA, 1228 nt
Organism: Andrographis paniculata
Lineage: Eukaryota; Viridiplantae; Streptophyta; Magnoliopsida; Lamiales; Acanthaceae
Exons: 4
Coding region: 212-1069 (285 amino acids)
Cellular component (GO): chloroplast
Source: RefSeq, a predicted model, not a curated record
AACCCUAAGACGAAAAUCAGUGCUCUAUCCGCACCAGAAACACGAACAGCUAGGAGAUAUCGCAAACCAUGUCGAGUUCCCGGCAAGUGUAGAGAAGGAAACUUUGGAGUUGGACGCCAUCAAGACAUCGAGAAUUAGGCAAACUCUGAAUGCACUUUAACUAUGUGGUUAUAUUUGUAGACGGCAUCUAUGAAUUACGUCGUUUGUUGAGAUGAAUUGCAUUCAAAUCGCUGCUUCUCAGCUUUGUUGCGCACCACAGGCCCUUCAGCAACACAAGGCUCAUUUUCGGACUUCAUCCUUAGGAACAAAACUUCCUAAAAUCCUGAAAUUGACAACUGCAACAAAUAGGCAUCGGUAUGCUGCACCUGUCUGUCUAUUUGGUGGUAAAGGAAAGUCAGAGGGAGAAGGGAGUCAGGACUCUCCAUGGAAAUCGAUUGAGAAAGCUGUAGGCAAAUUUGGAAAAGAUCAAUCAGUCGAGGAUGUGUUGAGGCAACAGAUUCAGAAACAAGAAUUCUACGAUGAUGGAGAUAGUGGUGGGAAAGACGGCGGUAGUGGUGGUGGCGGUGGCGGCAAUGGCGGUGGCUUCGGUGAAGAUGAAAAUGAAGGUGAGUCGAUUUGGGAGGAGGUUCGAGAAGCAGUUUUGGCAACCCUUGGCUUUGUAUUUCUGUACAUUUACAUCAUCGAAGGCGAGGAGAUAAACGUGUUUGUUAGAGACGUUCUAAAGUUUGUGUUUACUCGGCAAAAGAGCAUUCGUCUGAGCCGUCUUAUAGAUCAGUGGCAAAGCUUCUACAAGAGGAUGAAAGAGGAGAAAGACUACGAUCCGUAUUGGCUAGAACGCGAGAUAUUGAACACCCCGACGUGGUUCGACAGCCCUGAUAAGUACAGGUACAUCAUCCAGGAAAUGGAGAGGAUGGAGUCUCAAGGUGAGAAUGACAACUAUGGCGACGGUGGUGAUGACGACCGUUCCCGAGACUAUCGUGGCGGCGGCAGCGACGACGACGGUACCGGAGACUACUACCGUGGCGGCGAUGGGAACGCAGGUGAGCGCCCCUACGACUCUGAGGAGUGACACUGUUCUAAUUUUACAGUUUGCUUAUAACAAAAUUAUUAUCCUCUUACUUCUAUUUUAGACAUUGAAGAUUUGAAGUGAUCGUGUGAGAAAUUUGCUUUGUUUUGUUAAAUACUGAGGGGAAAAUAAUAAAUUGAAUGAUGUGAAAAUUGGAAUUAA